UGGAGAGGAGCUCCUGGCAGGUAAUUUGGUGGCCUGAAAGGUCCUAAGUGUCUCCUGGCCAGGGAUGGCUGGCUCUGUCGAGUCUGGUCCCGACAACCUGGCCUUCGCGUAGGUUCUUCGAAGCACAAAUUAGCCCGGAUCAAGCAAAACACCAGCCGCUGCUGGGUCUGUUUUAUGUUACUCACUUCACCCAAUUCUCUUCUGUUGAAAUGAAGCAUUCCUUCCUCUGCCAGUUUCCUAGAGUGCAGAAAUCCAAGCUGGGACGGGGCGGGGCUGACGUGCUGGGGGCGGGACUCCGGGCAGCCCCUGCCUGCAAAUCCCGGGGCUCAGCGACUUGCCGGAGUGCGCUCAGCUGUCAAGCCAUGGGGAACAACAACACGGACGACGACGGUGGGCUGUUGGCCGGGCGUGGGUCAGAGCCCCUGGGGCCGAGCGCCGGACUUGGGGGCGCGGGUGUGGCGGCGCUGGUCGGGGGCGUGCUGCUCAUCAGCUUGGUAUUGGCGGGGAACUCGCUCGUGUGCGUGAGCGUGGCCUCCGAGCGCACCCUGCAGACACCCACCAACUACUUCAUCGUGAGCCUGGCGGCCGCCGACCUCCUUCUUGCAAUACUAGUGCUACCACUCUUUGUCUACUCCGAGGUUCAGGGUGGCGUGUGGCUGCUGAGUCCCCGCCUCUGUGACACCCUCAUGGCCAUGGACGUCAUGCUAUGCACUGCCUCCAUCUUCAACCUGUGCGCCAUCAGCGUAGACAGGUUCAUGGCCGUGACGGUGCCGCUAAGCUACAACCGUCAGGGUCAGCGCCAGCAGCUGCUCAUCGCCGCCACAUGGCUGCUGUCUGCCGCGGUGGCUGCGCCCGUGCUGUGCGGCCUCAACGACGUGCCCGGCCGCGAUCCAACCGUGUGCCGCCUGGAGGACCGCGACUACGUGGUCUACUCCUCGGUUUGCUCCUUCUUCCUGCCCUGUCCACUCAUGCUGCUGCUUUACUGGGCCACUUUUCGCGGCCUUCGGCGCUGGGAGGCAGCCCGGCACACCAAGCUGCACAGCCGCGCACCGCGCAGACCCAGCGGCCCCGGCCCGCCCGUGUCGGACAAUGCUCAGGGCCCCCUUUUUCCAGAACGUCUGCCCCCUUCACCCAGCCUCCUGCAGAGCCCCAUCGGCUCCAGCCAGCCUGAGCCAGGUCUCUCUCAGAGACCCUGCGGCCCUGAGUGUCCGCUCCCGGACGCAAAGCUCCAGCAACAGAACGCGCUGCCUUCCUGCAGGAGGGGCGCCAAGAUCACGGGAAGGGAGCGCAAGGCAAUGAGAGUCCUGCCGGUGGUCGUCGGGGCCUUCCUGAUGUGUUGGACGCCUUUCUUCGUGGUGCACAUCACGCGGGCGCUGUGUCCAGCUUGUUUCGUGCCCCCUAGCCUGGUCAGUGCCGUCACCUGGCUAGGCUAUGUCAACAGCGCCCUCAACCCCAUCAUCUACACCAUCUUCAACGCAGAGUUCCGCAACGUCUUCCGCAAGUCUCUCCGUCUCCGCUGCUGAAAAGGCCACUGCUGUCCUGAGGUCAGGGAGAUCCAAGCCGGUGGGCGGAGUGCGCUGGCGUGUCUGAUUAAACGAAUUAUUUCCUAAUCAUUUAUGAAGGCUGGGGGUUGGGGAGGAGCAAGCAAAAGAGGAGGUAUUUUGGUCUGGGUGAUGGGGCCUGGCUGCUGCUGGCUCAGCUCCAGGAGGCUUCUGAAGUCUCUUCUGCCCCAGGAAGACUAGGAGAACUACUUCAGCUGGCUUUGUUUCCUCUCGACAGGUAAAGUGACCAAGUGUCUAUCUGUGAGAGGAGCUAGAGGAAUUUCUUGGGGUUUCUGUCCAGGCCAGCUCAGUAGGGAGGGCUCUGCUGUCAUUAAAAGGGGCAUGGGCACCAUUUUAGAAGCUUUCUUGAGUACAGUAUAUAUUGUAGCUUCCUGCCAGCCUCUCUCCAGAAGAUACCCUGAAUUUGCAAAGUUUCACUGGCGCUCCAGCGAGUCACAUUCCCAGCCGUUAGUACUUAGUACUCCUCUGAAAGGGAGCCCUACACUCAGAUCCACCCAGGCCGUCUUUACCCCAUGGAUAUCCAGCAGCAGGGUGCAAGGCAGGGCUGAGGGACCCAAACAGCUCCUGUGCUAGGGCUCUUUGGCCAAGGCCCAGUGCAGCAAGAAGAGAUGACUCCUGGCAGGGACAGCACACCCUAACAUUUCUCCCUCCCCGAUCCUGUCGUGGGAGAGAUGGAAGUCAGGACUGCAGAGGGGGGCUUUAGGUUGGGGCCCACAUCAACGGGCACAAAGUGCCACACUGCUCUCAGUACUGAGAAACGAUGAGCUGAGUCCCACAGCGGUGUGCAAAUCCUCCCGUGUUAAAAUAGUCCCUGUUGGAUAAGGGCAAUUCCCCAGCACUGAGGGUAGUUAGUAUGGCCUCAUUGAGCUCCGAACACUUCAAAACUCCCGCUGGAGUCUCUGCUGACAUCCCCGGGCAAGCAUGCUGCUAGGUGUCAAUGGAGUCAUGGGUUCAUAUCUGCCCCCAUAUUGUCUAAUGUUAGUGGAAUUGGGACAUCCUUAAAUUUUACCUCUGGACAGGCUCCAGAGCUACAGAGGAACCCUGUCUUGAAAAAACAAACAAACAAACAAACAAACAAACCAAAAAGAAAAAAAUUUUACCCCAGGAGACUCUAGGAUACCAAGUGUGCCUGGCCUUUGCUGACUCCCACGGAAAAAAUCUGCAGAUUCAAACGUACGGCUGAAACUCAUGUGAGUGGGGCAGAAGUCACGGGAGGCUUGACACAGCUUGGGGAACUGAGCCCUAAGUGCCAUGCCCUGAGACCCUUUGGGUUUCUUCCUUAGAGGAAAGGGAAAGAAAAAAUUGAAUCGAUUUCAAGUUGCAUGUGACAGCCACUGCUCUUGGGCGGUCACCCAUCUUGGUGUUCUGGGGCUUUCACACAGUGCCACUUCUUGGAGGUAGACACCCUGAAUGCCCCCUGCAGGCUGUCCUGUGGUCAGCAGUGACUGUCUGAGGAGCUCUUGGACGCAGAUGACUUUGCCAAGCACUUGUCUUUUUCCUGCUGUCACUGUACAAACUGAGCUAUGCUGUGUAGCUUCGGCCUGCUCUGUAUGGCCUGGGUGGCUGGUUGGAGCUGAGAGCUCCUUGGCCACGAUGGUAGACCAACGAGAGGACGGUGGCAGGUCUAUAUCCCCACAGCAGUACAUAGGACACAACAGAAACCCUUUGGCCAU
This is a messenger RNA of Myodes glareolus (Bank vole), 3235 nucleotides long. RefSeq names its product dopamine receptor D4 (gene Drd4). Gene Ontology annotation, biological process: negative regulation of adenylate cyclase activity; negative regulation of synaptic transmission, glutamatergic; phospholipase C-activating dopamine receptor signaling pathway. Gene Ontology annotation, molecular function: dopamine neurotransmitter receptor activity, coupled via Gi/Go; G protein-coupled receptor activity. NCBI's taxonomy places the organism in Eukaryota, Metazoa, Chordata, Mammalia, Rodentia, Cricetidae. The record is from RefSeq and is a predicted model, not a curated record. Gene Ontology annotation, cellular component: plasma membrane.